GUCUUGCCGCCACCGCCGCGCUACCCUAGCGGGAACCUCUAUACCGGCUACCCACCCGGCGCCAUCAUCGAGACCAACAACACUCUCUCCAAGCACACCGGCUCUGAAUACCAGCUGCUCGUGGGUGAGGGUACCUAUGUCCAACGCGAUGAGCUUCUUCUGGCCACACCUCCACCUCAUCCCUCGGACAAUCCUGUGCCCAACACCAAUCCGCUCGCUACCACAAUCGCUCCUCCCACCCAGGGUACUAGACUCUCGCUAUGCAUAGUCGCUCCCAAAAGGCUUCCCGACAACUCUCUCGCCCGCACUAUCACCAACGGUAGCCAGCCCUCUGCUAUUCCAAGCGGUCAAGACGACCCUUUGACUCCCACGACCGACUCGGCCUCGUUCUUCAAGUCAUCUGCCGCUCCUGUCUUUGGAGACAACAACCCUGCUCUCGCUCCCAUUCCCAACAAGGACAACAAAGACCCCUCCAAGAGGCGCAAGCCCAAGAACAACAUCGUCAAGAGCAACUCCUCGUUUGUGUCCAGAGUCAUUCCCCACGAGGCCCUUCAGAAACGCCUCCAAGAACGUAACCCACAGGGCACUUUUGCUUUCUCAAACAUCAACAGAGCCCUUCAAUGGCUGGACCUUUCCUCCGACACAAAAACAGAGAACCUUACCAAGAUUUUGUUCACUAAAGCCCACGCCCUGUGUCACCAUGUUAACCCUCUCACAAAAAGCACUACCCACCUCGACGUCAUCUUGGGCUUCUCCUCGUCCGACAUUAUCUGGUACGAGCCUGUGUCUCAGAAGUAUGCUCGCAUCAACAAAAAUGGUGCUAUUAAUUCUUCUGCCGUCUCUUCCAUCUGGUGGCUGCCAAACAGUGAGAAUCUGUUCUUGGCCGCCCACAUGGACGGUACCUUGAUCGUCUAUGACAAGGAGAAGGAAGAUGCUCCNUUUGUGCCCGAACAGGAGAUCUCCGAAUCUGCUGACGGUCAAUCUGGUCCGGCGUCCUUUGUCAUCAANAAGUCUGUUCAGUCGCGUAAUCAAAAGACUAACCCUGUAGCUGUAUGGAAAAUCAACAACCAGCAAAUCAACUGUAUAUCCUUUUCCCCAGAUGGCAGACAUCUUGCUGUUGUGUCAGAAGAUGGCUCCUUGCGUAUCAUCGACUACCUCAAAGAACAGCUUCUGGAUGCUUUUACCUCAUACUAUGGCGGCUUGAUUACUGUGACGUGGUCGCCUGAUGGCCGGUAUAUCCUAACCGGUGGUCAAGAUGAUAUUGUUAGUAUCUGGUCCUUUGCAGACGCUACCUUGGUAGCCCGCUGUCAGGGACACAGUAGUUGGGUUACCGAUGUCAAGUUUGAUCCUUGGAGGUGUGACGAGCGCAACUAUCGCUUUGGCAGUGUUGGUGAAGAUUGUAAGCUCCUACUUUGGGACUUUUCCGUUGGUAUGCUCGGCCGACCGAGAGCAGUGAGUCGUAUCCUUAGCUCUUGUUCGCGAUGCAGUGUACUGAUCCUGGCUGCGCAGAUGUCGAUCAAGCACAGAGGCAGUGUGACUUCUAAUGCCAUCACGCGGAAAGAAACGAAUUCUACAGUCGGCCGUAUCAGAUCACAUUCGACGAUCUCAGAGGACGGAGAGGGUGCGACGAAUGGCACAGACGUGGUUCACGGCUUCAGAACAAAAGCGAGCACAGCCAUGUUACCGCCCGUCAUGGUGAGUCACGGAAACAAAUGUCGCUUCAGCAAUUUUGGUGUGAGUGCUAAUGUUGAGAUUGCAGUCGAAAAGAUAGACAACCAUCCGUUGAGCUGGCUUGAGUUUCAGGAAGACUGUAUCAUGACAGCGUGCAAAGAUGGCCACAUCCAUACAUGGGAUAGACCAAAGGAAGGAGCCGGAGAGAACGGACACAACUCCAGCGAUGCCGACAACAGCGCUAUCUGA
Molecule: messenger RNA, 1920 nt
Organism: Aureobasidium musti
Lineage: Eukaryota; Fungi; Ascomycota; Dothideomycetes; Dothideales; Saccotheciaceae
Source: the annotation of a GenBank genome assembly